Emys orbicularis (European pond turtle) is the source of this 1565-nucleotide messenger RNA. RefSeq names its product mitochondrial ribosomal protein S35 (gene MRPS35). The transcript is spliced from 8 exons. Gene Ontology annotation, cellular component: mitochondrial small ribosomal subunit. Bases 14 to 1048 code for a protein of 344 amino acids. Gene Ontology annotation, molecular function: structural constituent of ribosome. The record is from RefSeq and is a predicted model, not a curated record. Lineage: Eukaryota; Metazoa; Chordata; Testudines; Emydidae. Gene Ontology annotation, biological process: mitochondrial translation.
GCCGCAAAGUAACAUGGCGGCCGCCAGUGGCUGCCUCUUCUCCUGCGCCCGCCUGAUGCUGCCCCGGCUUUGCGGGGCGCUGGCCGCAGGGCCCAGGUCGCUCCUCGGGGUAUCGGCUUAUUCCACCGCCCUGGUUGUGGGGAGCGGGGGGCCCAGCCAGAGCAAAGAUGCAGCAUUGAGAAGAAGCAGGACAUCACAAAUUGCAAGAAAAAAAAGAGUGCCUGAAGCUCCUAGAACUGAAAAGAUGGCUGUUGAUCAGGACUGGAGCAAUGUUUAUCCAACUGCAGCAGCAUUUAAUCCUUCUUCAGUGCCUCUUCCCAUCAGAAUGGGCUAUCCUGUAAAGAGAGGAGUACCUCCACCGAAAGAAGGCAAUUUAGAGCUUAUAAAGAUCCCCAACUUUUUGCAUCUGACUCCCCCAGCAAUUAAGAAACACUGUACAGCUCUUAAAGAUUUCUGCACUGAGUGGCCAACUGUAUUGGACAGUGAUGAGAAAUGUGAGCAGCAUUUUCCUAUUGAAAUUGAGACAGUAGAUUAUGUUUCAGCAGGGCCAUCUGUUCGUAAUCCCAAAGCAAGAGUGGUGACUUUAAGAGUUAAGCUUUCCAAAUUGAACUUGGAUGACCAUGCAAAGAAGAAGCUCGUUAAACUUGUAGGAGAGCGGUACUGCAAGGACACAGAUAUGCUUACCAUUACAACAGACAGGUGUCCAUUAAGGAGACAGAACUAUGACUAUGGAAUCUACCUCCUCACAGUUUUGUACCAUGAAUCGUGGAAAACUGAAAUGUGGGAAAACGAGAAGACUGAAGCAGACAUGGAGGAGUAUAUCUGGGAUAACAGCCCCUCUCAGAAGAAUGCUUUGGACACGCUUCUUCGAAUAAGAGCUGCAGAGAAAACCACUGAAGUAACUAGGGAAGAGCUGCUUGCCUCUGAGAUAGUUGAGAAUUACAAAACCGCUGUAGUUGUACUUAAAAAUGAAGGGGAAACAGAAAACAACAUUUUGCAGUACAAGGAAUCUGUGACGAAACUACUGAAUUUACAAGCAUUACAGUGAAAAUUGACAUUCCACGCACAUCUCUGAUCUUAUGUCAAUAUACAAAGAUAAUGUAUGACAAUAUUACUUUGUAGGAAAUUGUGAAUGCAGUUAUUCAGGUUUUUCUGGACCUUCAACAAAACAAGUUUUCCUUAGAAAAUUAAUAAAAAUUUAAAAUUUCAAAAACCUUGAAUGGAAUUUAGAGUGAAUAGAGAUUCAAAAAGGGUCAGCAACAAACAUUUUGUUUCCUCUUCUGCCAAUAUCCUCCUUUUCCUCUAUCAAUACAAUUUGUAUCAAGUCUUUUCUGGGAAGCCUUCUGAGUAUUUAUGGGCUUAAGCACUCUGUUCUGCUGUUCUAGCCUGGGAUUUAGGAGGCCCUGAUCAAAUUCCUUGCUCUACCACCGACUUCUAUGUAUCCUUGGGUAAAUCACAUAAGGUAAGAUUUUCAAAAGCACCUCCUAAGUUCCACUGAAUUUCAAUGAGGCUUAGGAUCCGGAGUGCCUAAGUCAUUUCUGCAAAUGGGGCACACAGGAUAUGUC